GGAGAUCACCGCCUACCUAAGCCAGAUCCAGAACAGCAAAAACGAGCGCGAGAUCGCGGGUCAUUUCCACGCUGUCAUGGACUCGGUGGCAGACGCCUUUGGCCUGCUGAAGAGCGAGGACAUCCGUCGUUCGGCCAUCGAGCAGGCGCUGCCGUACAUCCGGAUGGCGCACGACUUCCUUAAGGAGCCGAUGGCGCUGUUCAAGAUUCAGAUGGGCGCCGCGUCGCUGGCGACCAUGUACGACACGUCUGUGAGCAAGCUGAUCGAGAUGGCCGCCCCGCACGUGGAGGACACCGUGGCCACCAUGGGCAUAAACCUAGACUUUGAGGCGUUCUGUGAUGACACGUACAAGUUCCUGCUGAAGGCGUACAGCGAGGUGUACCAGUCGCCGAAGAGCGUGUUCCGGAAACUCUCCGGGAAGAAGGAGGACAACUACAUCAUGGACACCUUGGACCACUCGCUGGGCGAGCCGGUCGUGCUGGCCUACAGCGCCUACCGGCAGAUUCGCAGGAAGCCCGAGUGUCUGCUGCAGGCGUUGUGUCGCGCCAACCGCGAGGCGAAGGAGACGGACGCGGGAGAGUACGGCGUGCGCUCCACCGUCAUGAAGGGCACCAGCCGGCUGUUCGGUCUGUUGCUGGCCUCGGCCGAACACGACGUCGACUCGGUGGUGCACGAGCAGGUGGCCGAGGCCGUCGCCGAGGGACAGGACGAGGGUAACUGUGAGAAUUUGUACCCGGGCGAGUGCGAGGAGGAUGGCGAGGAGCUGGAGGUCAUCUUCUGAUCGCGGCCAGCUGCUGGACAGCGUCAGCGCAACUCCGGACCAACAGCCGCGGGCGUUGACCUCCCGGCUGGAGCUCACCCCGCGACCGGGCCCGGUGACCGGGCCUGGACGAACACCUGUGGUGCGGCACGGCGUUCCACAGCUGGGACUCCGCCACAGGGACACGGCUGGUGAGGGGCUCGCCCUGCCCUCCGGCGAGGUCGAGCUCCGCCUGGUGACACGGUCGUGUUCCCCGCGCACCGCAGGACUCCGCGCCGGCCGCGGUCGCUUCUGGCCGCGGCUCCAGCUCGACGGUCGGACUGGUGCUAUGCUGAGCCUGCCGCGGUGCCCCGCUACCUCGGCGCGGUGGCGGCGAGAGAGGCGCCUGUCCGCGACACGCGGGUGACGUCGACAGCACACGAGUGUGCCGGUUGUGUGCGUUGCGUGUGUGUGUGUGAGUGCGAGUUGUGACGCAUUCGAUCCCCGGUAGCAACUGGAGUGAGGUGCCGGAACGCACCGGUUCACAGUGUCAGCAGGGCAACGUGACAGCUCCCUGGCGAGCGGCAGGAUAGCGUGUGUUGAACAAUCGGCGAUCGAAACGCCGCUAGGUCUGAUUUUUAUGGUUG
This is a messenger RNA of Pollicipes pollicipes, 1386 nucleotides long. RefSeq lists its product as uncharacterized. NCBI's taxonomy places the organism in Eukaryota, Metazoa, Arthropoda, Thecostraca, Pollicipedomorpha, Pollicipedidae. The record is from RefSeq and is a predicted model, not a curated record. The transcript has 3 exons. Bases 77 to 781 code for a protein of 234 amino acids.